Trachymyrmex cornetzi is the source of this 4092-nucleotide messenger RNA. Its product is annotated as nardilysin-like. NCBI's taxonomy places the organism in Eukaryota, Metazoa, Arthropoda, Insecta, Hymenoptera, Formicidae. The transcript is spliced from 17 exons. Gene Ontology annotation, molecular function: metal ion binding. The record is from RefSeq and is a predicted model, not a curated record.
AUGCAAGAAAUAGAGCAAGCAACUGGAGACAAUAAGAGUCGUCAAAUUGAAUAUCUGGAAACACCCGUCAAAUCGGAGAAUGACAAGAAGGAAUACAAAGCCAUUAGAUUACCAAAUGGUUUAGAAGCUUUGCUAAUAUCCGAUAAAGAUUCAAAGACACACUCUUCUCAAGAUAAAAAGGCAGUGUGUAGCUUAUACGUGGACGUAGGAUAUUUCAGCGAUGCGCCAGAAUUUCCGGGCACAUCAUUUACUUUAGGGCAUAUGCUUUUUCAAGAACCCGAGGAAUUUUCGGAGCAAUUAGAUACUACUUUGGAAGAUUUUAUUAUUAACUGCAAUGGCAAUAUUAAUAUCGAAGGGGGCUACGAAUAUACACUACUUUCCUUUGAUAUUGAACAAGAAAACUUUUUUGAAGCUCUCUACAAUUUUAGCCGCUUUUUUGUUAAUCAUAUAAUGUCGAAACAUGUAUUUAUAGAGAAACAAGAUUUCAUAAAAAACGAGUUUCAGGUAUUAUUUGGCAAAUCAAAAUACGACCAACUAUUUUCCUCCUUCGCUCGAACUGGUCAUCCAAUCAACAAGUUUUCUGAGGAUCACUUAAUAGAAUUACGUAAUAAUAUAGAUUAUGACAAAUUGUACGAUGUGCUGAUCAAAUUUAAAGAGCGCCACUAUAGCUCUCACAGAAUGAAGCUAGCAAUACGGUCGGGAUUUCGGUUGGACAGAAUGGAAAAAAUGGUCAAGGCGUGCUUCGAUGGUAUACCAAAUAACAGAAUGCCUCCAGAUAAUUUUUCCCAAUUUAAAAACGAUCUUCCUUUUGAUACUUCCGCUUUCCGAAAAAUGUAUGUGAUUAAUGAUGAUACGGAACAUUUUGCACGACUAGUAAUAACGUGGGCCUUGCCUUCGUUCUCCGAUUUUUAUACAUGUAAUUCAUAUCAAUAUAUCCCGUGGAUUAUUGGAUAUAAAGGAAAAGGUUCCUUAAUUAGUUAUCUACGACAAAAAAUGUGGAGUCCCACACCAGACGAUAAUGUAAUCAAACUAUUUGAAAAUAAUAAUAUGUUUUAUUGUGAGAGUCAACAAAACUCUUUGUACAGCUUAAUAAAGCUCAGCAUAUCGCUCACUUCUGAAGGACAAAAACAUUUGAAAGAUGUUCUAGAUGCAAUAUUUUCUUUUAUCAAUUUACUAAAGAGAGCUGGUCCGCAGAAAAAAAUGUACAAUGACAUUUAUGAGAGUGAUCGAAAUAUUUUUAGAUUUAUUAAUUACGACAAAGAACCAAUCUCUUUUGUAAAACAAUUGUGUAAGAAUAUGCAUUCCUAUUCGCCGAAGGCUUAUUUAACAGGAAACAAACUAAAUUCAAAUUAUAAUGCAGAAGUUAUACAAAAAUGUUUGAAUUAUUUGGCGCCUGAGAAGCCGAAGCUAAAUUCAAAUUAUAAUCCGAAUAUUAUGAUUUUCUCGAGUUCGAAUGAUUUCAAAUUAAAGAAAGUUGAACCGUGGUGGCAAAUGGCAUAUACGGAUAUUGAGUUACAGAAAGAUUGGAUCGAAAGUUGGGAAGUCAUUGAGCCAUUACCAGAAUUUUAUUUACCGUUAUCGAAUAUAUUCCUUACCAACAACCUUGAUCUAAUAAAGACACCGAAAGAACAACCUGAGAAACAUCAUAUAAAAUUAUAUUGUAAUUCUGUUUCGGAGAUUUGGUAUCGCCACGAUCCUAAGUUUUGUUUGCCGGAAUGUUGUAUACAUUUCUAUUUUAUUUCCCAUCUAAAACUUCAGUCGUUGAAGAAUGGAGUUCUCAUGCGCAUGUACUGCAGACUAUUGAAACAGCUAUUAACCGAAGAAUUAUAUCCGGCUUUACUGGCUGGAUUUAAAUAUAAUAUCAGAGUCCUUUUGAAUGGUUUUACAGUAAAAAUGAGCGGUCCUAGUGCAACUCUGCCGGAUAUCACUUUAAAAGACUUUCAAGACUUUGUGAAAUCCUUUACCGAAUCUCUAUACAUUAAAUGUCUCGUGCAAGGAAAUAUGACGCCGCGUGUUGCAAUCGAGACCGUACAACAAUUUACUAAAACAAUUAAUUGUAGCCCUUUAGAUCCAAAUACAAUACGACAGCUUAGAGGCACUCAGAUACCUUUGGGCAUAAGCUAUUACAAGAUUAAAAAUAUCAACAAAUUAGAUACAACUUCUAUUAUAAGAAAUUAUUAUCAAGCCGGCGUCAUCACGAUUGAAUUAUCGACAUUAAUCAGUCUGAUAGGCAUUAUAAUGGACCACAAGUUACAUGAGGGUCUACCCGUAAAUAAAUUUACUAAUGCCACAGUCAACGUUGGAGCCUAUAACGGAAUUGUAGGAUUUUCCAUUACUGUUUGCACUCAAGCACAUAAAUACACAACCGAGUACGUUGAUAAGAAAAUCGAUGAAUUUUUGAGAAAGUUUAAAGACGAUUUGGAAAAGCUCACAGAAGAGGAACUGGAUGUUUAUAAAGAAAUGUUCCUAAAAUCUAGAUCAUAUGACGAUGCCAAUAUUGAAGACGAAAGAAACUGGAAUGACAUCCUGAACGAUACUUACAUAUUUAAUUUAUAUGAACAGGAAAUACUUAUUCUAAAGGAAAUAAAUGUUAAAAAGCUGUGGGAAUGGAUUGCAGACCACACAUCGAACGGAACUAAUUUUAGAAAAUUAAGUUUACAUGUUGUGGGAACUAUUCCCAAAAGAGCGAAAUAUGUUGGUUUGGAAUACAUAUACGACUAUCAUCAGCAGUACGAGCCAAACAAAAAUCAUUAUAUUACUAAAGUAAAAGAUUAUAAAAAAAAACUCUCCAUGUUUCCAACUAACCCUCUAAAACUUCAUGGAGUUCUCAUGCGCUUGUACUGCAGUCUAUUGAAACAGCUAUUAACCGAAGAAUUAUAUCCAGCUCUACUGGCUGGAUUUAAAUAUAAUAUCAGAGUCCUUUUGAAUGGUUUUACAGUAAAAAUGAGCGGUCCUAGUGCAACUCUGCCACUUUUAGCGAUUAGUUUUGCACAAGUCAUGGAGCGAUAUUCAAGCUAUGUUAUUACAAAGGACAUAUAUGAAAGUCUCAAAAUUCAACAAAUGCAGACAUGGUACCACAGCGUUAGCAAACCUGAGAUUUCCAUCGGCGACAUGACGUUAUCGAAACUGAAACUCGUCCAUCAUUCACACAUUGAUAUGCAUACUACUGUACAGGGUAUCACUUUAAAAGACUUUCAAGACUUUGUGAAAUCCUUUACCGAAUCUCUAUACAUUAAAUGUUUCGUGCAAGGAAAUAUGACGCCGCGUGAUGCGAUCGAGACCGUCCAAAAAUUUACUAAAGCAAUUAAUUGUAACCCUUUAACGCCAAAUACAAUACGACAGCUUAGAGGUACUCAGAUACCUUUGGGCAUAAGCUGUUAUAAGAUUAAAAAUAUCAACAAAUUAGAUACAACUUCCGUAAUAAGAAAUUAUUAUCAAGCUGGCGUCAUCACGAUUGAAUUAUCGACAUUAAUCAGUCUGAUAGGCAUUAUAAUGGACCACAAUUUAUAUGAGGGUCUACCCGUAAAUAAAUUUACUAAUGCCACAGUCGAUGUUGGAGCCUAUGACGGAAUGGUAGGAUUUUCCAUUACUGUUUGCACUCAAGCACAUAAAUACACACCCGAGUACGUUGAUAAGAAGAUCGAUGAAUUUUUGAGAAAGUUUAAAGACGAUUUGGAAAAGUUCACAGAAGAGGAAUUGAAUGUUUACAAAAAUAUGUUCCUGAAAUCUAGAUUAUAUGACAAUGCCAAUAUUGAAGACGAAAGUAACUGGAAUGAGAUCCUGAACAAUACUUACAUAUUUAAUAUAUAUGAACAGGAAAUACGUAUUCUAGAGGAUAUAAGUGUUAAAAAGCUGUGGGAAUGGUUUGCAGACCACACAUCGAACGGAACUAAUUUUAGAAAAUUAAGUUUACAUGUUGUUGGAAAUAUUCCCAAAAGAGUGAAAUACGCAGGUUUGGAGUACAUAUACGACGAUCAUCAGUAGAACGCGGCAAACAAAAAUCAUUAUAUUACUAAAGUAAAAGAUUAUUAAAAAAAAUUCUUCAUAUUUCCAACUAAACGUUCCAAAAAAUCCUCUCAGAGCACAGAAUAA